AUGACGGCUGUGAUUUUGCGCCUGAGAGAUAGAUUGCUGGGGUUCUUCGAUGGUGCAGAGGGUGCAGAUGCCGAAUUGGCUGCUGAUCCUCUCUUGGAUGUAGUUCACCAGUAUCCUGAGGAGGCAGCCUGGUUCAUCAAAGUUGUCAUGUUCUUCGGGAGCAUCUCUGGUGUGAUCAUUUCAAUUCCCUGCGGAGUUUUCCUUACGAUGUACUGGGCGCCCUGCGGGCAGUGUAAUCGCCCCUUGCGCUAUUGGAUCCUUGUACAUUGUAUUUUGCAGUUGCUUCAAGCGCCGGUGCGGCUAGUUUUCUUCCUACGCCUUUGCCAUGUCCAAAGCUUGAACAACAACAUCCAGGAAUGUGUCCGCCAGCUGACCCACAGCAUGGCAUGGAGAACCAGCAAGGUGGUAUCAAUUAUCACCUACGGAUGGUUCAUUCUGGGUAUCGUUUGGCUUUUGAACUCUACAUAUUGUAAGCCAUGUCCAGGAUUGUACCGUCUCUCGUUAGCGGUGAUUUUCGCUGCAGUGGCCAGACUUUUGAUGACCCUCAUUGUUUUCUACCACUCCUUUCCACCUCGUUUCCAGGGCCAAGGAUUGCCCCCGAAACCCCGGGGAGCUAAUCAAGAGCUCAUCGACUCCAUGCCUCUCAUCGUCUACUCCCAAGAGAUGCGGGGAGAGGAGACGAGUUGUGCGGUCUGCCUUAGCGACUUCGACCGGGACGCCGUCCUGCGGCGGCUUCCCUGUGGCCACAGUUUUCACCGUGGCUGCAUCGACAAAUGGUUGAAGCGGAACAAGGUCUGCCCGUUGUGCCUCCAAGACAUCGAGGUCACGGGCUCACCGCUCUCGCGACCGUCCAAGAAGGCCAUCUGA
Messenger RNA from Cladocopium goreaui, 867 nucleotides. The record is from the annotation of a GenBank genome assembly. NCBI's taxonomy places the organism in Eukaryota, Dinophyceae, Suessiales, Symbiodiniaceae.